Molecule: messenger RNA, 3375 nt
Organism: Chara braunii
Lineage: Eukaryota; Viridiplantae; Streptophyta; Charophyceae; Charales; Characeae
Source: the annotation of a GenBank genome assembly
GCGGUGUAGUGAAGACCUCGCCGUCGGCGGGUUUGGUGGUCCUCGUCGCCAUCGCCAACAACGUCUUCCCUUUUACUCUCUGCACUUUCUAGUAGCAAACUUUUCCAGCUGAAUUUGAAGAUGGCCGUCACAAUCUCUGCUAUCAAGGCCCGUCAGAUCUUCGACAGCCGUGGCAAUCCCACGGUGGAGGUGGACAUCACUACCAGUGAUGGCGCGCAGUACCGCGCGGCGGUGCCUAGCGGUGCGUCUACCGGCAUUUACGAGGCUCUGGAGCUCCGCGAUGGCGGCAAGGAUUUCAUGGGUAAGGGGGUGCUGAAGGCUGUGAGCAAUGUCAACGACAUCAUUGCCCCUGCUUUGAUCGGUAAGGAUGUGACGGAGCAGACGGCCAUCGACAAAUUCAUGGUUGAGGAGCUGGACGGUACGCAGAACGAGUGGGGAUGGUGCAAGCAGAAGCUCGGUGCAAAUGCGAUCCUCGCGGUCUCGCUGGCUGUUUGCAAGGCCGGCGCCGGCGCGAAGAAGAUCCCGCUCUAUCAGCACAUCGCGAAUUUGGCAGGCAACUCGAAGCUGGUCCUUCCCGUUCCUUCGUUCAAUAUCAUCAACGGCGGAUCGCAUGCGGGUAAUAAGUUGGCGAUGCAGGAGUUUAUGAUCCUGCCGACGGGCGCGUCUUCGUUCCAGGAGGCGAUGAAGAUUGGCAGCGAAGUGUACCACCAUCUGAAGUCAAUCAUCAAGAAGAAGUACGGCCAGGAUGCGACGAACGUGGGCGACGAGGGCGGCUUUGCGCCCAACAUCCAGGAUAACAAGGAGGGCUUGGAGUUGAUCAAAGCGGCCAUCGAGAAGGCAGGCUACACGGGUAAGGUGACAAUCGGCAUGGACGUCGCGGCGUCGGAGUUCUACAACGACAAGACGAAGAUGUACGAUCUUGACUUCAAGACCGAGCAUAACGACGGCAGCAAGAGGAUCACCGGCGAUCAGCUGAUUCAGCUGUACCAGUCGUUCUGCAGCGAGUACCCUCUGGUGUCGAUCGAAGACCCCUUCGACCAGGACGAUUGGGAGCACUACGCGAAGCUGACGGCGCUGAUUGGCGAGAAGGUGCAGAUCGUCGGCGACGAUUUGCUGGUGACGAACCCGAAGAGGGUGGCCAAGGCUAUCGCGGAGAAGUCGGCGAACGCUCUCCUCCUCAAGGUUAACCAGAUUGGGUCGGUCACCGAGAGCAUCGAGGCCGUGAGGAUGUCGAAGAAGGCCGGCUGGGGUGUGAUGACCAGCCACAGGAGCGGAGAGACCGAGGACACGUUCAUCGCCGAUCUCGCCGUUGGACUGGCCACUGGACAAAUCAAGACUGGAGCGCCGUGCAGAUCGGAGCGCUUGGCGAAGUACAACCAGUUGCUUCGUAUCGAGGAGGAACUCGGCGAUGCCGCUGUCUACGCUGGCGCCAAUUUCCGUGCACCGGUCGAGCCCUAUUAAGCGUCGUUUGUGUUUGUCGUUUGUGUUUUGUGCAGCGUGUUCCCUAUUCUUGUGUUCUUGGUUCGCUCGGCUUCCCUCGGAAGAUGUCGUCUUGCACGAUGUGCGGGGGGGGAUAGGUUUUGUAGCUAGGAUGUUGGCUCCCGUCCUCUCCCUUAGCGUUUAAUCUCUUGGAGGUGUGAUUAGGGAUUGACUUCACUGGCGCUGGCAAUCGAUUGUAUUGUUUCAGUUGGUUGUCCCUCACGGCGUUCGAGUAUGAAGGUGAAAAUUAAAGAGAGGAUUCGAUAAUGUAGUGCGGGUCGAUAAUAGAUGUUAGGCGUUCCUGGUCCUCCUGUUUGUCCAGGUUCUGCUGUUUGUAGGUGGUAGGAAGAGGAUGAUGAGUUGGUCGUGCGCGGCGGUGUGAUUGACUACUUGGUAGUGUACGUUCUUGCGCUCGGUUUAUAUUGAUGCUAGCGGCAGGGUUGUGAGAAUGGGACACAGUGUUGGGCGGGUGAUGGUGCACUCAGUGUUUCUUGGUUACAAGGAUGACCUCUUUGCUUUAAGAGUUAUAUGCUGAAUCGGUCAUUUGCCGGUUCUUUUCGCUCGAUGUUCACUGGUGCUGUGCCGAAGCGUUGAGAAAUUGCAUUGACAGUUAUAUGCUCGUUGUCAAAAUUGCAUUGCAUUGACGAUUAUAUGAUGUGUAUUCGUGUUUGAAUGAAAAUCUCUGGUGGACACCAGUGAAUGGUGAUUAGAUGAUUAGUGAAAAGGGCUGUGUAUGAAUGUCGUGUUCUCGUCGGUGAGUGGAGCGAAAUAUGGUGGGGAGCUGACAUGUUUGUUGGCCUGGUGUGGCCUGCUGUGUCUUUGCGUCGCUUUUCAGUCGUGUGAGGGCAUGCGUAAUGGCCAAUCACCAUCGUGUGGUAUACAUGAAGUCGAGGCGGAGGGGAUUACGACGAAUUACGCUUCUCAUGCGUCGGCUAUGGAAUGGAGUGCAAAUGGGGGACGUCGGUUUUUUUUUUUCCGCCGCCUGGAUACGUUCGUCGUGGAAUGCGGUACUUCGGAGGUUCCAAGGGCUUAUACCGCAGUACCUUGGAGGUUUAGGGGCUUAUAUCGCUGUUAGAGGCUUAUAUCGGCCCUCAAAUGCGCGUGUUGAGACAUAUAGGAGGUUCCAAGGGCUUAUACCGCAGUACCUUGGACGUUUAGGGGCUUAUAUCGCUGUUAGAGGCUUAUAUCGGCCCUCAAAUGCGCGUGUUGUGCAUAUGUCUCCUGUUGUGUGUUGAGAUUUGUACUACCCCUCGAAUGUUGCACAUUGUGUGUGCGUCUGUGUGUUUGUGUGUUAAGAUGUUUGUAGAUCGACGGAUUACCUCCCUCUUUUUGUGUGUGCGUGCGGAAUGGCGUGAGUGUGUCACGUACGUGUAGCAUGAUCUGCGCGUUUGUGCGCGUGUGCGCGAAGCACGCCCCAUUGUGUGUGGUGAAGAAGACCAAGAAACGAAGGAAAGCAGUAGGUAAGACUCGUUGGGAGUGGCUCAUCGAUCUUGUCGUUUUCGUGUUCCUGGGGACGUGACACAUUGUCUGCAGUACUAUGGUACUACCUUAGUCAGACGAUCUGAGCUGCUGUGUUGUCCCACCCUUGUAUGCAUCCAUUUCGCGUGAGAGGGGCAGGGCAGUGACGUUGUCCAAAGGGGCAGGGCAGUGACGACAAAAGGGCAGUGACGUUGUCCAGAGGGGCAGGACAACGUCCCUCCCUUGUAUGCAUCCAUUUCGCGUGAGAGGGGCAGGGCAAUGACGUUGUCCAAAGUGAGCUUGUACAUUUUGUGAGUUGAAGAGUCCUGGAAGGAGGUCCAAAGGGAUUUUCGUGGUCGUCCUGAUGAAAUCUAAUCUAUGAUUUUGGACGGUAAGACGUGACGUGACGGGUUCGCACUGCGCGCCAAGCUUUGCCGU